AUGAAUAACAAUAAGACUGAUAUAUAUAAUGAACUUAUUUUAAAAGAUUGGACAACAAAUAUCAAUGAUAAUGAAAAUAGUCUUGUUCAAUAUAAUGAACUACCAACUUAUGAAACAUUUAUUCGAGAAUGUUUACUUAAAAAUCGACCAGCACUUUUUACAGCUAAAUGUGGUCUCAUGAAUCAAUGGUCAUGUAUUACAGAAUGGUUAAAUAAAGAUCGAACAGAACCUGAUUUUGAUCGAUUGAUAAAUUUAUAUGGUCAUAUGACUGUACCUGUUACAAAAUGUUCAUUAAAUAUAACUGAAUAUAAUACAGAUGAAAAUAAAUUAACUAUGCGUUUUGAUGAAUUUGUUAAUUUAUGGCGUAAUAAUGAAACAGCAUCAGAAUAUUAUUGUAAAGAUUGGCAUUUACAAAAAAUGUCUGAUGAAACAAAAUCAUUAUUUUAUACAAUUCCAAUUUAUUUUCAAUCUGAUUGGCUUAAUGAAAAAUGUCUUGCAGAAAAUGAAGAUGAUUUUCGUUUUGUUUAUAUGGGUGGUAAUGGAACAAAUACACCAGUACAUAUGGAUGUUCUUGGUACAUAUUCUUGGUCAGCUAAUAUUUGUGGUCAAAAACGAUGGCGUUUUUCUAAACCAUAUUCAAUUGAGUUUAUACAACAACCUGGUGAUAUAUUAUUUGUACCAUCGGAAUGGUAUCAUGAUGUAACAAAUAUUGGUUAUACAAUAUCAAUUAAUCAUAAUUGGUUUAAUGCAUUUAAUAUUUUUCGUAUUUGGAAACAUUUAUGUUUAAUACUUGAUGAUAUUGAACAUCGUAUUGAAGAUUGUCGUUCAAUAAUGAGUGAUACUUGGUAUGAACAUUGUCAAUUAAUACUUCAAGCAAAUGAAGGAAUGAAUUUUCCUUCACUUUAUAAACUUCUAUAUAUAAUUGCUCAACGACGAUUAAAAGAAAAUAAUAAUGAACAGACAAAAUUUGAUUUAUGGAUGAUUGAUAAAUUAAUACAAAAUAUGUUACAUACUACCGCAUUUUUACAUGCUUGUGAUUUUGAUACAUUUCCUCAAAGACCAAAAGCAUUACUUAAACAAAUUCAUUCAUUUAUUGAGAAACAAAAACAAUAA
Molecule: messenger RNA, 1113 nt
Organism: Rotaria sordida
Lineage: Eukaryota; Metazoa; Rotifera; Eurotatoria; Philodinida; Philodinidae
Source: the annotation of a GenBank genome assembly